AUGCGGCGCCCGUCGCUAGACCUGACCGAUCCCGCUCGCAACAUCGAAGAAUCUAAUGGGCAACCGGCUGCAGACAUGACCAUGGCGAACGCAGACCGCGCCCUCUCGCCGCCUGCGGAGGAGAUGGAAUUGGUCGACGGAGAGGUUGAGGAUACAAGGGUGUACACGCCGCCACCGCAUAUUGCAGCAAGACUGUUUUACCGGCCGAUGAACCAGACCCGGCGCAAAGACAGCGCCGCCUCGUCGCGCCGCAACAGCAUAUCCUCUGCCCACUCGCGAUCCUCGCAUGGGCAUGGCCUCAAUGGAGGGCCCCAGAGCAAAUACAUUGCCCAACAUCUCCGCCGGGCCUCAAUCCUCGAGGACCGCAAGGCACGGCUUGCCGACCGUGCUGCGCACGCCGAAAAGGUGCGCCUUCGAGCGGCACUCGCCAAGGCCGCACCAAGAGACUCCAGUGCUAGCGAAGAGAGGGCGCUUGCCGCCGCCCAGGCGCGGGAGCGCAACCUUGCCGAGAUUACCGCCGCAUGUGCGGAGGAGGUCAGGCGGGCGAAGGCGGUCGCUGAGAGCAUGAAGGAGAAGCGCGAACAGGAGAUUCGCAAGAUGAAGCUCCAGAUGGAGGAGCGCCUUGCCGAGGCGGAAAGGAGGAGGGAAGAGCUGCGCAGCCGAAACGCGGCCAAGGUGAAGGGAAGAGAACGCGGCCACAGCCUUGGGACCCGCAAGGCCCCCUCGCCGGAUGCGAUGUUGCCUGAAGUCCAAGAGGAGAAGGAAUGCGAGCCAACUCCCCUGACCGAAGAAGCCGCUGCUUCUAGGAUACAGUCAUAUUGGAAAGCCGGCAAGAGGAAACAGUCCGUGGCCGAGUUUUCGGCUCUGGGUUUGUCUCUGGAUGCGGUUCGGGAGACAUCGUUUGACGAGGUGACUCUGUUGCUCUCGCAGGAGAACGUGCUGGCAUUGACCGCACGUAUCCUUCGCAUUUGUGGACUCGAUGAGGGCAAGCCUGGGUCGGUGGAGGAGAUGGCUGCGGUGCGGUCCUUCCUGAGCGCCUUUCUCAUCCUCGGCCACCCGUCGCAAGUGCUCAGCAACAAGGAAGAAACGGAAAUCCUGGACGAGACUGGGCCAGGCCAAGCCCAUCCAAUGCCGAAAGACAACCUCGCAAAUCCUCAAUCGCAAGAGCUCGUCGGCAAGGCGCGAGAUCUGCUCGUCUUGUUCGAGAACAUCCUCGGCCGAUUGACAGCCUUUAACAACUACACUCCCCCACCAGCGCUGCUCGGAGAAUUCCCCGAAGUUUAUGCUACCUUCUACAAUGCCUUGAUCGCAUGGAAAGCUCGCGACUCGAGUUCGCUGGUCGGCUUGAUGGUCAUGCAGUUCGUUGAGUUGGAUGCCAUCUGGGAGUCCGUGAAAGACACCACGGACGGCUCGGUGGACCAAGUGUACAAGGAAAGUAUCCGUAACAAUCAGCUCCUGCUGCUUGUAAGGAUCAAGAAGCUAGCUGGUGCAUCCAGGGGGAAGAAACUCGUCGCGGACGCCGUAAAGGCUGCCCGUAAGACGAGGGUAAAGAAGCCGGUGGGGGACACUAAACCGCGUGUGGCGGAUCCCUCUGUCACAGAGACGGCCAUGGGGGUCCUCGGCGUCGAGGAUAACCACGAGACACAAACACAGACCCCAACGCCACCGGCAACGCCAUCAAAGAAACCGGAGCCCUUCCGCGUCAACGUCGUGGUUCCCAAUGCCAAGAGCUUGUUACCCGAGAACCGCAUCGUGGUCCAUGAGCUAGCCAUCAACAAGGAGUUCCGCACCGAACCGCACGAAUACCACAAACAACAGGAGCAUUUGCUUGCACCUCUCUUUCGCGAGAUGCGCGCCACUAUGGAGACCCACAACCAAGAAGCCCAUUUUUACCUGUUGUUGAAGGUUGCCGACCUGACCCGGGAGAAGCUCCAACGGCUUGUCAAGCCCGGCAACUCGAUGCAUACGUUUAUCGGCGAACUCCUGGAUACCGACAUCGCGCAGCGCCAGUUCAGCAUGGGAAGCUUCUCGUACGAGAAGUUCUUCCAGGCGAUGGGGACGUUGCUCCCGAAGCUCUGUGCUCCUGUCAGGGACGACGAGGUCAAGGCACUCGUGGAGGACAAGUUGAACCAGGGCAGCUACGUGGACCGCCUCGAGGCCCUCAAUGGCUUCAUUGACGUCAUGCUCAGUGACUACGCCAAUUACUUGCUACAACUUGCUGCGCCUCGCCUCAUUGAACAGGCCCCGACAUACGAGGCAAAGACCUUCGCCGACGACCUUGAAGCUGGCAGGCACGACCUCUCCGUUGCCACCAAAGCGUGGCGCGCAGCGCGGCAGAAGGGCCUAGCGGAGGCGGCGCGCCGCGACCCCGAGGGCAUCAAUCACCCCGCCUCACGGCUCACCGCCAACCGCAUCUACGCCCAACUCCUCGUCGACCUCUUCACCCAAGUCGCCCCCGUCCCACAAGACGAAACCCCCGAGAUGCUCCUCCUCGACCACAAGCGCAUCCUCGAAGCAGGCCAGCUCACGCGGCGCAUCAUCACGGCCGGCGCCAUCCUCCUGCAGUGCAAGAACCUCCUCAAGCGCGACGUGCGCGCCCCCUGGCGCACCGAGGCCCAGCGCAUCCUCGCCGUCCUCGAAAAACCCGACCUCACCCCCGACGCCGCCGCCGACGGCGUCAUGGCCGCCCUCGAGACCGGCCGCUCCAUGCCCGCCGCCACAAAACACCACCUGCGCGCGCUGGUCAACAAGUUCCUCGCCGCGAGCGCCGAGGCCGCUACCCCCGCGCCGCCGCCGCAGCAGCAGCAGCAGCGUGACUCAGCAGGACCCAGGGAGCCGGUGUUGCGGUUGCUGUUGGGCAGGUUGCGGGGGCAUGUCCUGGCCAGGCUGGCGGCGUCGUCGGCGAGCGAGAAGGUGAAGGCGACGAGUACCGCGGGCGAGAAGUUGGCGGGCUUGGGGCUGGCAGAGUUUGUGGAUAAGGUGAGGGAUAUGGUCGAUAUGAUGGGGCGGGUGUCGGUGGUGGAUCGGGAUGCGCACGGGUUGUGGUGGGAUCGAGGUUGCGGAGGCAGGUGGAGGAGGGAGGGCAGCUGCUGCCGCCGUGAGGUGGUGGGGUACUGGUGGUGUCUCGUGGCGAUCUUCAACCUGGGCGAGCCGGGCAGCGUCGAAUUGGGCGCGCUCGUAGACUGUAUCGAUAACAACAUCAUCAUCAUUUUCGCCCGACCCAGCCGACCCCGUGGCUCGCCGCCGGGAUGGGACAAGCUUGGACCAGACAUAACCAUUGGUACACGUGCUGUUGCCGAGAUCCAUGAUUAUCUGCGUGUGGCUGGCGUCAAGGGUUCGACCUCUACAACCUCCAGAGCACCCCGUGCGGCAACUUGUACGCUACGUGGUCCGCUCGUGAACCGUUCGGCUCCGGCAUCCCGCUUGACGCCACACCCGCCCCCUGGUAUACCUCACAACCAUUUGAAGGCCGCUGACGAGAUCAAAGUAGGUGGUCAGGGCCGCACGGCGGGGAGGUGCCGGGCAGGGGUGGGAUUGUGA
Molecule: messenger RNA, 3540 nt
Organism: Chaetomium globosum CBS 148.51
Lineage: Eukaryota; Fungi; Ascomycota; Sordariomycetes; Sordariales; Chaetomiaceae
Exons: 3
Coding region: 1-3540 (1179 amino acids)
Source: RefSeq, a predicted model, not a curated record